Molecule: messenger RNA, 987 nt
Organism: Nerophis lumbriciformis (worm pipefish)
Lineage: Eukaryota; Metazoa; Chordata; Actinopteri; Syngnathiformes; Syngnathidae
Product: aerolysin-like protein
Source: RefSeq, a predicted model, not a curated record
AUGGCGACUAAAUUUCAUCUCAUUGGUGGAAAUGGAGGCACACCAUUUACUUUCAAUGGCCUUAAAAAUGGUGCCACCCUCAGGAAGAUUGGAGUGGCAGUGGGUACCACGCAGAUCAAAGCCGUGCGGGCGGAAUUGACCGACGGGAAAGUAAUGACCUUUGGAAAUGCAAAGAAAUUCAAGGAGUUUACGUUCGACCUUGACGAGCGCUUCGCCAAGCUGUCCCUGUGGGAGAACCGUGGCGGGACGCAUCUAGGUGGCAUCCGCUUCACGACGAGUUCCGAGCGCCACUUCUGCGCACAGAUGAUCGCCUGGCCCCUAAAGAAUGAGCACACUAUUGACGUGGGGUCUGGAGUCUGCCUGGGGUUGGAAGGUAACGCUGGCUCGGAAUUGGACAGAUUGGGAUUUGUCUUCCUCAACACCAUCAAGUCAUCUGUGCUAAGCAACGUGAAAUAUACCACCCUGGCCUUAUACAAACCCCAGGUCACCAAAGAAUACAUAAAGUCAGUGUCUUUUACGAACAACACUACUGAGCCUCAAGUGCAGAAAUGUACCUACAGCAGAUCUGUGACCAAGUCUACCGCCUGGACCACCAAGACUAAGGUUGAAGGAAAACUGGACUUGACUGUUAAAGCAGGGUUUCCGACUAUGAUGGAUGUGUCCGGUGGGUUUAGCUUGACACUGGGGAGAGAGAAGACCUCCGCAAUGACCCACAAGGAGACCAUAACAGAAUCGGAUGAGGUCAGCGUGACGGUCCCGGCUGGAAAGACCGUGAACGUUGAGUUGUCAGCGGGACGAGCAGACAUCGAACUCCCCUACUCGGGCACGGUGAAAAUCACAUGCCUGAAUGGCAGCACACUGUACUACCCAUCCGGUGGCCACUACAGGGGUGUGGUUAACACUGCAGUGAAUGUAAACACCACUGAGUCCACUGCAAGGAAAGUAAACACCACUGGUAUGAAUGCUAAAACGAAUACAGUUGCAUAA